Molecule: messenger RNA, 1362 nt
Organism: Arabidopsis arenosa
Lineage: Eukaryota; Viridiplantae; Streptophyta; Magnoliopsida; Brassicales; Brassicaceae
Source: the annotation of a GenBank genome assembly
ACCGGCAUUCUCGCCGGAAUCCGUCACAACAAUGGAGCUUACCACCAUCCACCGCUCUUCUCUCUUAUUCCUCCUCUCAGUAACACUUAUCCUUCCGGCGGAGAUAACUUCAAUCGGAGUAAACUACGGUCAAAUCGGAGACAACCUCCCAUCACCAACCGACGUAAUCCCACUAAUAAAAUCAAUCGGAGCAACAAAAGUAAAACUCUACGACGCAAAUCCACAAAUCCUCAAAGCUUUCUCCAACACCGGAAUCCAAUUCAUCAUCGGACUUGGAAACGAAUAUCUCUCCAAAAUGAAAGAUCCUUCAAAAGCCUUAACAUGGAUCAAACAAAACGUUACUCCAUUUUUACCGGCGACUAACAUCACCUGUAUCACCAUCGGAAACGAAAUCCUCGCUCUCAACGAUUCUUCACUCACAAGCAAUCUCCUCCCGGCGAUGCAAGGAGUUCACUCUGCUUUAAUAACCGCCGGACUCUCCGAUCAAAUAACCGUCACCACCGCACAUUCUCUCUCAAUCCUCAAAUCUUCAUUCCCACCUUCCGCCGGCGAGUUUCAACCAGAUCUACUCGAUUCACUAACACCGAUCUUAGAAUUCCACCGGAAAACUGAUUCUCCGUUCUUAAUCAACGCGUAUCCUUUCUUCGCUUACAAAGGAAACCCUAAAGAAGUACCUCUCGAUUUUGUUCUGUUUCAACCGAAUCAAGGAAUCGUAGAUCCGGCCACCGGAUUUCACUACGAUAACAUGUUGUUCGCUCAAAUCGACGCCGUGUACUCUGCUUUAGCGGCGGCGGGGUAUAAGUCGUUGAGAGUUGAGAUAUCGGAGACGGGAUGGCCGUCGAAAGGAGACGACGAUGAGGUUGGAGCUACGCCGGAGAAUGCGAAGAGGUAUAACGGAAACUUGAUUAAGUUGAUGAUGAGUGGUAAAAAGACUAAAACACCCCUGAAGCCUAAUAAUGAUCUUAGUAUUUACGUUUUUGCCCUUUUUAAUGAGAAUUUGAAACCUGGUCCGACGUCGGAGAGGAAUUAUGGGUUGUUUAAACCUGAUGGGACUCAGGCUUAUUCGCUUGGGUUUGCUUUAAACGACGUCGUGAGAGGGGCUAGUGGUGGUGGUGGGAAUAGUAGUAGCGGUGGAGGAAGGGAAAAGACGCCGGUGUUUCCGGUUUCUCCGGUGGCGCCGGAUAGUGCGUCCACUGGUUAUUUGGCAAUUUCUGCUACUCCAGUAACGGGGAAAAGAAAAGGGAAAGGGGCAAUAUUGUCAAUGGUGGUAUUGAGCAUGUUACUGGCGAGACACUUACUUUGAUUACACUUAAACUUGAGUUAACUUAUAGAAGCAAAAGCUGUCCCCAAGCCUUUUUGCAU